UCAUCAGUUAGCCUAGUAUAUAUUCAAAAGUGCUAGCUUGUAAAGAUUUACCUGCAGCUUAAACUGCUAAUAUGGCUAAGGAUUAUUCAUUUAUUUAUUGCACGCACAGAUGCUGCGGGAAGUAAAUAAAAAAGUUAAUAAUAGCAGUUAAAAACGGAUAUAUAGAUCACGUGACAAAAAUAUUUUUAUUAGUUUUAACACCACUAUAGAGAAACAAGCUUUUCAAUGUAUAUGUGUACAUUGUAUAUGUAAUAUAGCCGGCAGAUGUUCAGUUCGGAAUAUAUUUAAUUCAUUUAUAUCAAUUGAUCCAUCGAAAUUGUCUCUUUUCACGGGAUGAAUAAAACUGAUGUACGAUUUAUAAACACAUACAUACCUUAUGAAAGUAUGAAUGUAUGGAGUAAAGAUUAAGGUGUGCAAUAUAUUUAAUAUAUUAAAAUUAUAGUAUAAAAUGAAUAGCUGCGAGCAUUUUGGAUAUAAAUAAAAUACUUCCAAGAAAUGUGACAUUCUUAAAGUACAAUAGACAUGGAGAAUGGGAAAACACCAAUGGAAUAUGAGCUCCAUGAGAGGGCAAAAGAUGGACCCGAAAUCAAAAAUGGAAGCAAUGAAAAAGCAAUUCUACUGGACAAAGCACACAAAGUAUCAGCCAAUACAGCGGUAAAGUUACGUAUAGCCGCCAUAGCAAUAUCAUGGGUCUCAUCCAUCGUCUCCGGCAUACUUGGUGUCGUCGCCAUAGUGUUUGCCGCCCUGUAUGGCAGCCAGUCGUUGUUUAGUUUUGGAUUGGACUCAAUCCUUGACAGUAUCUCAUCAGUUGUUAUUUUAUGGCGAUUUCAUGGUCGUGAUACAAUUUAUUCCAACACAAGGGAAAUAAGGGCAUGCAUAAUGAUAGGGGCGCUGUUUGUGCUGUCUGGUCUAUUGCUUUCAAUAAGAUGUGUUUAUGCCUUAGUUUGUGUUGAAAUGCCAAGAAAGCCCGCCAUUAUCUUAACAAUGGCUUCCAUUAAUGCAUUUUGUUGCCUCGUUCUUGGGAGUGGUAAAAUUUAUCUCGGACUUCAGUUGGAGAGCCGAGCUCUUAUUAUAGAUAGCAUAAUAACUUUUACUGGUGCUGUGAUGUCAAUAUUUACUCUUAUAUUUUCUGCUGUUUACGAAUACAACAAACAGUUUUGGUACCUCGACGAUUCAUUUGGUCUUUUAUGUGCUCUUUUCCUAUUUGGUUACGGUAUCAGAGUUAUUGUCAUAUCCAGGUCAGAGCUAAAGAAGCAUGAAGAAAAAGAAAAUGAUUAGAUUUUCCACAUGUUUCUUAAUCUUCAAUAUUAAAUAUUUAUCAUUAGUUAAAAUAAUACAAAAAAAUAUUCAACAGUGCCUUUUUAUUCAUAUUUGACAAUCGUGUUUUUGAAACCUUUCCUUUAAUUUCUCGUUUCAUUGAGGUGACUUUUGUUGAAGCACCAAAUAUGUUCAUCAACUUUGUUUGUUAUUUUUGGAGAAGGAUUUUAAUUGUUUUUACUAAUUUUUAUGAAAGGUUAUAAAUGUUAAAAUUAAAAUUGUUGCAUAUGUUA
This is a messenger RNA of Ruditapes philippinarum (Manila clam), 1550 nucleotides long. RefSeq names its product transmembrane protein 163a-like. Lineage: Eukaryota; Metazoa; Mollusca; Bivalvia; Venerida; Veneridae. The coding region runs from base 523 to 1278 and encodes 251 amino acids. The record is from RefSeq and is a predicted model, not a curated record. The transcript is spliced from 8 exons. Gene Ontology annotation, cellular component: membrane.